Molecule: messenger RNA, 1524 nt
Organism: Peniophora sp. CBMAI 1063
Lineage: Eukaryota; Fungi; Basidiomycota; Agaricomycetes; Russulales; Peniophoraceae
Source: the annotation of a GenBank genome assembly
AUGACGACGUCGACGCAGACUCAGACGGCGCGCACCCAGAAACCACCGCCAGCUGGACCUGCGCCGCCGGCACCUCAGCCGUCGGCAAAUUCUAAUCCCAAUUCUACUGCCCCGCCGCCCGCCAGAACGAAUGGGACAGCCGGCGGCAAGGGCAAGAAGAAGGCCGAGCCGCCUCCACCGCCAGACCCGGCAGCGAUGUACGAGAGCCUGAGGAACAGGAUCGCGGCGUUGGAGGAGCAUGAGGUGCAGGAGGAGGAGGAGGAGCGCGCUUUCGCGGAGGAGGCGGUGAAGAGUGUGAAGGGGUUGGAGGAUAGCGCGGUGCAUGCGAAAUACAUCGAGCUCUUUGCAGAGAUGAAGCGUGUAGAGCGCGAGCACCAGAAGGAGAAGCAGAAAUUGACGAAGGACAAGGAUGCAGCGAAGAGUCAGUUGUCCAAGGCGAACCAAGGAAAGACUAAGAUGGAGAACUUGGCACGCGAGCUACAAAAGGAGAACAAGAAGCUACGAGAGGACAGCAAACGAAUGGCCGACUCCAUGCAGCUGGCGCAGGGUGAGAUAUCGGCUCUUAAAACGGAUAUCACCCGACGCAUCGAGCGCGCCCGCGCCCAAGACGCCAAAUGGCGAAGCACGCCCGACGUAGUUUUGAAGGUCGUCUGCCGCUAUCGCGCCGAGCUCUUCUUCAAGAUCUCGCGCAAGACCAAAUUGGCACGCUUAUUCGGGGCGUGGACUGAGCGCAUGGAUACAUCGUCCGACUCGCCCGCUGGGAAGACCAAAGACGGCGAGACUGAGGGCGAGGGCGAGGGUGAUGAGCCGAAGAACCAGGCGCAGUUCUUGUUCUCGCAUGCAGGACGUACGCUCGAUGCUGAGUCUACGGCUGAAGAGGCCGGGUUAGAAGAUGGAGACGAGAUCUUGGCCGUCGAGCUCCUGGAUCUCACUGCCGAGCCUUACCCCCUGUCAUCCUCGAACAAUCAGCGCGAGAUCCUAGCUAAGCACUGGCCUGUUGCAUACUACAGCGCCCACGAGGAUGGUGCUAAGGCGGAGAGGAUGGCAAGGGACGAGGCUGCGCGGACGCUCGAGGAAGUGUUUGAUGGCGUUGUGAGAGAGAGAUUGAAGGAUGUGCUAAGGCAGUAUGCGUUGAGAGAACGCCACUUUGAGUGCGUUGUGCGGAGUAAGGAGCUCGAGGUGCUUCUAAGCCGCGCGAGGGCGGCUGAACAACACCAGCUCGCAGAGACAGAUCACGCACGCGCUCAAGCUCUGGAGGAAGAGAACGCACAGCUCAGGCGCGAGCUCGACGACGCGCAUACUGGUCAGACGAUGCUCGUUGAUCGAUUAAUCGCGUGCUGCAAAGAAGCUCGUCUGCAGCCUGGCUCGGAGCGCACUCAGAAGCUUUUCGCUACCCUCGGAGAAGAGCUCGAGAAGCGGCGCAAUGCUGCCGCUGCCGCUGCAGCGCGUCCUCCGGGAGGAGCGACAGGAUCGGCGGACGUGAAUGGGGUGGCACCUACACCCCCACCGGCGGCUGCAGGCUAA